AUGAAAUUCUUCGCAGCCAUCGUUCUUGUCGCCGCUGUGGCUUCAGCCACCCCCGUGGAGCGCCCCAGCGCCUCCGCAAUUUUAGAACACCUCGCCGAGGCCAUCGCUGCCCUAAAACCUGAACCUGUUGCUGUGGGACCCGCCAUAGUAGGUGCUGACUUGUCACCCAUCGCCAUCGGACCCGCCAUCAUUGAGAGCCCAGAGCCCGUUGCCAUUGGACCUGCCUGGGUUGAAUCCCCCGAGCCCAUCGCCAUUGGACCCGCCAUUAUUGACGGACCAGAGCCUGUUGCUGUCGGACCCGCAUGGAUUGACUUCCCCCUGCCCGACGGUGGUGCUGCCUCUGCUCCCGUUGCGCCCUCUCCCGUGCCUGUCAUCCCCGGCCCCGUGUCCUCUGAGAUUGCUUCUGGUUCUCCUCUUGUUCAGAUCAUCCUGAACAUCAACCACGCUUCCGCCGUGCCUGAGCCCGUCGCUGUUGGUCCCGCCGUUGUUCCCGCCGUUAUUCCUGAGCCUGUCCACGUUGUGGACGUCGCCCCUGAGCCCGUACAUGUUGUAGAGGUCGCCCCUGAGCCCGUGCAGGUCGUGGAGGUCGCCCCUCCCAUUCCUCCCAUCGCCGUGAACCCCAUCGGUGUCGUCGCUCCCGAGCAGGUUGAGCCUGUCGUAUCGGCGUGCCUGUCUUACCCCAGCCUAUACUUAACUAAAUAUUGUCAUCGUUUAUCCGAUCUCACCGAAACAUUUUUCUACUGGUUUAAAUAA
Molecule: messenger RNA, 753 nt
Organism: Spodoptera littoralis (African cotton leafworm)
Lineage: Eukaryota; Metazoa; Arthropoda; Insecta; Lepidoptera; Noctuidae
Source: the annotation of a GenBank genome assembly